AUGGUGGGUCAAGAUGCAGUUUUAGGCAUGGACUUCAUGGUCCUAGCCGGUAUGCAACUGGAUCUAGCUGAUGGGACACUAUGUCUCCUCGAUGAGGUUCGAGUACAGUUAGGAGGACGAAGGACUCUUCAAGAUAACCGGGUAUCAGAUGUGAAGUUGGGUCGAUACGUGCAGAUACCAGCCGGAGGGUACGAGAAAGUGCUUUUUAAAAGAUCGGUCUUGCACCAAUGGAAUUUGUGGGUCACAGGGAAAAGUAUUGUGUCUGUGGGGUCUCAAAGAUAUGCAGAGUGGCUAAACCUGGUGUAUGAAUCUACCACCGACCAAAUGGACUAUCAGGAAGACCUGACGGAGAAGGAUGAAGGACCAUUGGUGGAGGUACCACAGUACAGUACUCCAUCUGGAAUACUUCAGCAACAAAGGUACUUGCUCCAGUAA
Peronospora belbahrii is the source of this 435-nucleotide messenger RNA. The record is from the annotation of a GenBank genome assembly. NCBI's taxonomy places the organism in Eukaryota, Oomycota, Peronosporomycetes, Peronosporales, Peronosporaceae.